AUGGAGCAGGACUCUUCAAACACUGCCGAGCAGGCAGCUGUGGUGCCCUGCCUUGGCUUUGAUGUCUUUGACAGGGUUCUCACAAGGUACAUGGACGAUCCUCAAGAUAUUCUCAACUUUUGCCUUGCGAACAAGGAAUACUAUGGAUAUUAUAUCGGCACUCUAUAUCGACACAAUGUCCGCUACGGUGGAAGCUCUGCCCUGGAAUGGGUUGCCGAGAGAGGGUUUCUGAGCGUGGUUUCAAGUAUUCUCGACGUUCCACGGGUGGAAGUGUUUGCUCCCAAAGAUAUAUGGGGUAAGAUUCUCAGCAUUGCCCAGAAACAGAACAACAUGCGCUUAGCUGAACUGUUGUUCGAGAGGCAACAUGUGCAGGAUUUCAUCCAAAUUGCGGCGGCAAUCAAAGCUGGGGGAUUAGUGAAUCGCUCGCAAGAGAUAGUCACGACACUAGACGACGAAGAAUUUAUGGAACUAGACGAAGAGUCCCUACUCGAGCCAAUGUUUGAAGCUGCCAAGAAGGACCAGCGGCGCCUCGUAGAGCUCUAUCUUUCCCAUGUCAGCGUGGAUCUACAAAACGCCGAUGGCUUGACCGCUUUGCACUGCGCUGCGGGCAAGGGACGUUAUGAUCUUGCGAAAUUUCUCUUGGAGGUGCAUGGAGCCAACACUGAGAUCCGUCGUAAUCCUGGUGGCUUCAGGCCCAUUGAAGUGGCAGCCCGCGACGGCCAACUGAGGCUUGUGGAGUUGCUUCUUUCAAAGGGAGCUGAACCUCGCUGGGGGGAUGGCGGUGCCUUCACCUGGCCAUUAACACUCGCAGCCAUACAUAGCCAUGAGGGCAUAGUCAGGUUCCUUCUGCAAGAUCCUCGAAUUGACCCCCGUAUACGGGACGGAAACGGCGAGUCGUGCCUGGAACUCGCUGCUUUUUCCGGCAAUACGGGAGUAGUCAACAUACUUCUUGAAGAUGGCCGAGCUGAUCCUAAUGAGCGCAACGGCAUGGACGAAACCCCCUUGGGAUUGGCUGCGCAGCGUUGCCAACAGGAAAUCGUUCGUCUGUUUCUUGACGAUGACCGAGUGGACCCAAAUGGACAACACACCAACGGCAUGACUCCAUUGUUGGCGGCCAGCUCCUCAAUGGGAAUACAGAGCAUACACGUCAUUAACAUGUUAUUGGAGGACUCAAGGGUCGAUGUUCACGCACAAGAUGACGACGGAUGUACCGCUUGCGUGCUGGCCGCGAAACAUGGUAUCCUCCGUAACGUCAAAGCAUUACUUCGGAAUCCCCAUAUUGACCCAAACCAGGGGGAUCACAACAAUAAAACGCCCGCCAUGUAUGCCGCCGCCGGCUAUAUAAGACCGACAGAAGCAACCCCCGUCUAUCUUAAAAGGAACAAGCAUCUCGUGCUGAAGGCUCUCAUUCUGGAUAAGAGAGUGGACCUGAACACAGUAGACGACAGCGGACAAACGGCGAUGCACUGGGCCUUGAGGAGAUUCAGACGAGAAAAUGUCCAGCUGCUUGCGGACUCGGGCCGAGUCAACUUGAACCAGGACUGCAACCCUGGGCGCCGCACGCCGACGGAAGCCUGUAUCCUGAAGCAUAACUCGUGUACUCAGCUGCUGCUCGAUUCUGGUUGCCUAGACCUUUCCGAGACGAAUUCACAAGGCGAAACCCCGCUGAUGUUUGCUAUCCGGAACUCUGGGAGCGACAACUGGCAUAUUGAGAGGAGUGUAUGGCUGAUGCUAGAGAAGCAACGAUGCGGCCGGCUGGACCUUAGAUACGACAAUGGGCUUACACUACUCGAACAAGCGGUUCAAGCGGGCUCGCAAAGAAUCGUGUGCAUGUUGCUCUUCACUGGCAAGGGGACUGUGACGCCGAGAGCGAAGGAACUUUGUUCGGAGGCAGUUAUCAGGGAGAUGCUGGACCAUCACCGUGGUAGACCCUCCAGGUGGUGGAAAUAUCAAACGGGAUGGAAGUUUCUAGGAAUAUGGAAGCUGGUGGUUUUCAUGAAUUUGCGCUGA
Molecule: messenger RNA, 2010 nt
Organism: Trichoderma breve
Lineage: Eukaryota; Fungi; Ascomycota; Sordariomycetes; Hypocreales; Hypocreaceae
Product: ankyrin repeats (3 copies) domain-containing protein
Exons: 1
Coding region: 1-2010 (669 amino acids)
Biological process (GO): protein localization to ciliary inversin compartment
Cellular component (GO): ciliary inversin compartment
Molecular function (GO): protein binding
Source: RefSeq, a predicted model, not a curated record